Messenger RNA from Zootermopsis nevadensis, 1648 nucleotides. RefSeq names its product AH receptor-interacting protein. Gene Ontology annotation, molecular function: peptidyl-prolyl cis-trans isomerase activity; protein binding. The record is from RefSeq and is a predicted model, not a curated record. Lineage: Eukaryota; Metazoa; Arthropoda; Insecta; Blattodea; Termopsidae.
AAUACAUUUUCAAGAGAAAUUCUAUUCAUGGAAGGAAAAUUCCGGUUAUCGUAAGGGAAAAUUUAACACUGGAGCUAGAAAAUGUGAAGAUAAGAAAGCGCACGUUGUUUGUAAUAUGGAACACGAAUCAGGCAACCCUUUAAUUACAAAAAACAUAUUACACGCUGGUACUAAAUCAGUAACGUUCACAUCAGGAACGAAGGUUUUCUUCCAUUUUCAAACAAGGAAAUGUGAUGAUGAACAAACAGUUGUAGAUGACAGCCGAAAACUUGGAAAGCCAAUGGAACUUGUACUUGGUAAAAAAUUCAAGUUUGAAGUUUGGGAAACAGUAGUUCAGAUGAUGGCUUUAAAUGAAGUAGCAAGUUUUACAGUAGAUAAAAGUUUAUUAUCUGGUUAUCCAUUUCUUUCCAAAACAUUGCGUGAAGCAGGAAAGUCCCGAGAACAGCGUCGUCCUCACUGCUGUGGUGUUACAUUACAGAAUGACGGCAUUGGUUAUGAAGACUUAAACCGACUGAUAAAGGAACCUAGUGAUUUGGUAUUCACAAUAGAAUUGUUAAAGGUUGAAGCUCCCGAAGAUUACGAGAAGGAAUCGUGGCAGAUGAAUGAAGAAGAGAAACUGGAGGCUAUUCCUGCUCUUCGUGCUGAAGGAAAUUCUCUCUUUUACAACAAAAACUACAAAGCUGCUUCUGGAAAGUAUGCCCUUGCUAUUGGUAUGCUGGAGCAACUCAUGCUUGUUGAAAAGCCCGGAGAGGAAGAAUGGUUUGCUCUGGAGAAGCAAAAGCUGCCACUGCUUCUGAAUUUUUCACAGUGCAAGUUGUAUGAAAAGGAUUACUACGCAGUUAUAGAACACUGUUCCACUGUACUCAAGAGUGAUCCUGACAAUGUGAAGGCUCUGUUCAGGAGGGCAAAGGCGCACGUGGGAGCAUGGAAUCCUAGAGAAGCUCACGGGGACUUCGCACGAGUGAUGGAACUUGAUCAUUCGCUGCUGGCUACUGUCCGGAAGGAGUUGAAACAGUUGGAAGAAAUGGAAAGGAAACAGGACGAGGAGGACAAAUCAAAACUGAAGGGAAAAAUCUUUUGAGCAGUAGGAAACCACCUGCCAGAUAUAUUGAAGCUAUGGGUACAAUAUGUAAAUGCUUUGUAUAUUAGUAAAUGAUAUUUUUGUCUUUAAGUAGGACUUGAGAUUCUCAUGUAAAUGAGUUACAAGAUGAGCGUCUUCUGGGCUGUAGUGCCGUGUAAUCUGGCAAAGGUUUAACAUUUCGGAGGUCCUUGCUGCUUGUCAUCAGGAAUGGAGGCAGCAUGGACCUCUGAAACAUUCAACUUUUACCAGAUUACACGGCACUGCAACCCAGAAGACGCCCAUCUCAGAUUUUGUUCUUGUUGAUUUGCAUAUUAAUUUUAAUAGUCCAUGUAUAGAGAUGUAAAAUUUAUAAUGAAUAAUUUAUUUUAUGUUCUUGAAUGUUGCAUUCGUAAUUUUCAUUCAGCAUUUUAUUGUUCCCAUCACUGUUACUGUGGGACAUAAGUCAGAUUCGAUGGUAUGAAAUUAACAUAACACUGAAGAUGGAGAGUUACAGUCAGUAUUUAAAAUUACCUUUGGUAAAAUACAUUAUUAAGAAUAUAAAUGAAAAAUAAACGUUUUAUAUUUUUA